CUCUCUUCUUCCUCUUCUGCGUCCAUACAGAAAUUGCAACAACCAAUACAGAGAAAAAGGUUUCAAUCUCUCAUCUUUCAGUAACUAUCCCUUCUUGAAUGGGGUAUGUAAACAUGGAGAAGAAAUGGGUAUUCUCAUUUGUGAUCACAUCUCUUGUCUGCGUUUUUCUCCUAGAUACUUACUUCAACAUGGGUCUAAUGUAUUCUCUCCGACCACCAAUCAAUAGAACUUUCUCCUGUUUUGCCACAAAUGAUUCAAAAGCUGCAGAGCAACAACCUAGUGAAGACGACAAGCUCCCACGUUUCGCUUACCUUGUUGGAGGGUCUAAAGGAGAUCUUGAAAGCCUUUGGAGAACCCUUAGAGCAGUGUACCAUCCAAGGAACCAAUACAUUGUUCACAUGGAUCUUGAAUCACCGGUUGAUGAGAGAUUAGAGCUGGCUUCUCGCAUUGAUAAAGAUUCUAUAUAUUCUAAGAUAGGGAAUGUCUAUAUGAUAACUAAAGCUAAUCUUGUGACUUAUAAUGGACCAACUAUGGUGUCAACAACCCUUCACGCUUGUGCGAUUCUUCUUAGGAGAAACCCUAAUUGGGAUUGGUUUAUCAAUCUCAGCCCUUCGGAUUAUCCCCUUGUGACCCAAGAUGAUCUGAUUUAUACGUUUUCAACUGUGGACCGGAACCUCAACUUUAUCGAGCAGACAACUGACUUAGGCUGGAAAUACAAGUGGCGGGCAAUGCCAUUAAUAAUUGAUCCUGGACUCUACAUGCUAAACAAAUCUGACAUUUUUGGGGUCACGCCUGGUCGAAGUUUACCAUCUGCGUUCAAGUUAUUUACCGGAUCAGCUUGGUUUGUUUUAUCACGCCCAUUCGUGGAGUAUAUCAUUUGGGGCUGGGAUAAUUUACCAAGAACUUUGCUCAUGUAUUACACCAAUUUCGUUACUACUACUGAAGGUUACUUCCAAACAGUCAUAUGUAACGUGCCUGAGUUCUCCAAAACCGCCGUGAACCAUGAUCUUCACUACAUCUUGUGGGACAGACCACCGAAGCAGCAUCCUCGCUCGUUGUCCUUAAGAGACAUGAGACAGAUGGUUGCAAGCGGUGCUGCCUUUGGUCGGAAAUUCAGAAGAAAUGACUUGGUAUUGGAUAAGAUCGAUGAGGAGCUGCUUAACCGAACAAACGAAGGUGGUUUCACUCCCGGUGGGUGGUGCAGUGGGAAACCAGAGUGCUCGGUUGUCGAAGACGUGGCUAAGAUCACACCUGGCCCAGGGGCUGUGAGGCUCAAGGGGCUUGUAGAUAGGUUGGUUGAAGAAGCUAAAUCAGGAAAGAAUCAGUGUGAAUAGAAUCAAUUUCUUUUGGAUGGAGAAAUCAUUGCUUGGAGAGAGUCUUGCAGCUUCAGGCUAUAUAUAUAAUACAACAUAGAUUGAUUGUAAGCUUUCAAAUAGGUUAAAGAUUACUUGUAUGUCAAGCAAACUAGUGAUUUAUUAGGGCUUACAAUAAGUACAUUAUACAAAUACAAAGAUUAUAUAUUCUUCUAUAGUAGCAACAAUGUUUACACUCUUCCUACUCUCCCC
Eutrema salsugineum is the source of this 1565-nucleotide messenger RNA. RefSeq names its product beta-glucuronosyltransferase GlcAT14A. Gene Ontology annotation, molecular function: glucuronosyltransferase activity. The coding region runs from base 99 to 1334 and encodes 411 amino acids. Gene Ontology annotation, cellular component: membrane. NCBI's taxonomy places the organism in Eukaryota, Viridiplantae, Streptophyta, Magnoliopsida, Brassicales, Brassicaceae. The record is from RefSeq and is a predicted model, not a curated record. The transcript is spliced from 4 exons.